Schizosaccharomyces cryophilus OY26 is the source of this 1360-nucleotide messenger RNA. RefSeq names its product lipoate-protein ligase. Lineage: Eukaryota; Fungi; Ascomycota; Schizosaccharomycetes; Schizosaccharomycetales; Schizosaccharomycetaceae. Gene Ontology annotation, biological process: protein lipoylation. The transcript has a single exon. Gene Ontology annotation, cellular component: mitochondrion. Gene Ontology annotation, molecular function: lipoyl(octanoyl) transferase activity. Bases 276 to 944 code for a protein of 222 amino acids. The record is from RefSeq and is a predicted model, not a curated record.
UAUGUUUCACCAAUAUGUGAAUAGGUAACUAGCCAUAGGCAAAAACGCAUACUUCUUCCAUAAAAUCAAUUUGAACCAAUAUUAUAAGUCCCUCUUGCUCAUUUUAUUCUUAGAUACAUGAAAUCAACCCGUUUUCGAGAUUUGAACAUUUUGUGAGUUUCGUGACCGAAGGCUCCAUCAUGUCCUCUUGUACGACAGACGUUAUUUGUCAGUUUGAGGAAAUUCUUUCAGCUUUCUCAAUAGAAAGUCGACUUAUCUCCUUUAAUUAAUUGCAUAUGCGUAUAGAAAAGUCUGGGUUCCAGCAUAUUUCAUUUCUCACUUCAAGAUUUCCCAAGGUUGAUUAUCUUCGUCUUGGUGAAUGUCAGCAACAUUUUGUUCAAAAAUGGUUGGACUUUAAAUCAAAUAAAUGUCAUUCCCCUCCACAGCCUACCAUCCUUACAGCUCAGGUUUGCCCUGUCUAUACGUUAGGCAGGAGAGAUACAAAAACGAAUUUUCAUAACUCCAUUGAUGGAGUCAAAGUCAUCAAAGCACUAAGAGGCGGUCAAACAACGUAUCAUGGUCCAGGACAAUUACUUGUGUAUCCAAUAUUGGAUUUAAGUGCCUUUCAUUUGAGUCCUCGAAAAUACGUUUCUAAGCUUGAGGAAGCAAUUAUACAGACUUGCAGGCAUUUUGGAAUGACGACGGCCCACACGAAUGAGCACACAGGAGUUUGGCUAACGGAUGACGAAAAGAUUGCUGCUAUAGGUAUUCAUUUACGAAGGUAUAUUACAAGUCAUGGAUUAGCUCUUAAUGUAUCUACUGAUUUGGAGAAAUUCAAAAAGAUUGUUGCUUGUGGCUUGCAGGAUAAAACGACAACAAGCUUUCAAGCCCAAGGAGUAAAUGUUGAACUGAAAACAGUCGAGCAAGUACUUGUUCAGCAUUUGAUUGAUGCUUUAUUGAAAUAAAAAAAUAAAAGACAAAAAAAUAGAAAUUCGACAUUCAUUUUAUCUUCUGCAAAAUGACAUUAUACCUAUUUUAGUCGUGUGAUAUGAGCACUCCUUUUCUUGUAAAGAUGAAGUUUUUACGUACAUCCUUCUCCAUCUAAUUUAAAUAAAUUUAUGGAAAGGGAAGAGCUUGCCAAAAUGAAAAUGUUGGACGACGGGGUAUUUACUGAGAACCUCAACAUCGUACAUCUUCAACAAUCCCUGAUUUAGUUAGUUAGAAAAAACAUUUUGAACCAACGAAAAAUUUACUUACUUGAUUGACUUUCGACCAUGAAGGAACAGCUGUUAUGUCGUAAAGUAUGGGGGAAUGCUCAUAAAAUGGACCUUUUUUCAUAACGUUAAUAAAUUCAAUUGCACUGAAAUAUAAAUUAGAUUUU